GAAGUGACUGUGGGUUUCAGUUUGCUUCUCUCUCUGUGAUACUAUUGCAGGGGAAUGAUAAUUAGACCUUUACUUACGAAAUCCGAAGGGGCUCACUCGCGCCCCCUCUCUCCCUCCCUCUCUUUCUCCCUCCCCCCCUCAGAUGUUGGCAAAGAGGGUUUUCUUAAUCAGACUGUUUUUUUGGUCCGGGAGAAGGAGGAAGAGAGAGAUUGUGAUGGAGAAAGGGGUCUGUAAAACGUCAGGAACAGCACAAAGACUUUGCCACGUAAUUACAGGCUCCUAUUAAGUCGAGAUCUGCCCUCCCAGGGGUCUCCAAUUUUCAUGUAUUCCCUACAAAGCCUCCUCUGCAUGCCAGUUUGUGCCUUUUGAAGUGCCAGAGAGCUCCUUGAUCCAACUGAGAAGGAAAAAGGAGCUCAAAAAGAAGAGGGGGAGAAAGAGAAGGGAAAGGGAAAAAAACUCACCACCCUCCCUUGGACUCUUGAAACCCUCAUUUUUUUUUUUUUUUUUUUUUUAUUCCUUUACGAAGAGUAAAGUGAGCGUCCUGCUCUCCAAUACAUCUGCAAGACAUCACCCUCUCCUCCUGAAACCUUAGUCACUCCUGAGAAUCAACAGGAGUGCAGAGAGGGGGGAACACGUUUUCUUGAAGAUGUUUUAAAGCUGGAACAAGCCUUCUUCUGUUGGUGCUUGAACUCUUGCCUGGGAAUAACUUCUUAACGUAAAAAAAACUCAAAACCACUUUGAUUUUUCUCUUCUUCCCCCCCCACCCAACUUUUCGCUCUUCUUCUGUUUGCGGAACUCCCUCACCAUCCCUGCUGGCUUUCCCUUCCCUUGCUUCCCCUUAUUAAUAAUAAUAACAGUAUUAUUAUUACUAUUAUUUUAUUGUUUGUAAAAGUUUGGGGGGAACUGGAAGAGAUUGUUUUCUCCCCGAAUGUAGGGUGACUUAUUUUUUUUUUAAAUUUUUUUAAUUGUGUGGAAUAUCUGUUUGAGAUCCUCCGGGCUUCUUGGCUGUAGGAAACCAGCGAAGGCUGCGGGAGGUAGUUAGUAGAGAAGGUUCUGCUCUUUAGAAGGGGUCCCCGCCUUUCUCUCUCUCUCUCUCUCUCUCUCUCUCUCUCUCUCUCUCUCUCUCUCUCUCUUCCUCUCUCCCCCUCACUCUCCCCCUUUCCCUCUCUCCUCCCCCCUUCUCUUUUUCCCACUCUGUCUCUCUCCCCCUUGCGCCCACAACGUUUGGUGCUGAUCCGAGCGGGAAGAGGGGGGUGGGUGGGAUUGGAGGGGGAAGACCAUGACCUCCAGCUAUGGGCACGUUCUGGAGCGGCAGCCGGCCCUGGGUGGCCGCUUGGACAGUCCCGGGAACCUCGAUAACCUUCAAGCAAAAAAGAACUUCUCGGUGAGUCACCUGCUCGAUCUGGAGGAGGCCGGUGACAUGGUGGCCGCUCAGGCGGAUGAGAGCGUCGGCGAGGCGGGACGGAGUCUGCUGGAGUCUCCGGGGCUGACCAGCGGCAGCGACACUCCGCAGCAAGACAAUGAUCAGCUGAACUCAGAGGAGAAGAAAAAGAGAAAGCAGAGGAGAAACAGAACCACCUUCAACAGCAGUCAGUUGCAGGCAUUAGAAAGAGUCUUUGAGAGGACACACUACCCUGAUGCUUUUGUACGGGAAGACCUUGCCCGCAGGGUGAACCUCACUGAAGCCAGAGUUCAGGUGUGGUUUCAAAACCGAAGAGCCAAGUUUCGCAGGAAUGAGAGAGCCAUGCUGGCCAAUAAAAAUGCUUCCCUCCUUAAAUCCUACUCAGGGGAUGUGACUGCAGUGGAACAGCCUAUUGUACCUCGUCCUGCUCCAAGACCCACCGACUAUCUUUCCUGGGGGACAGCCUCUCCGUACAGUGCUAUGGCUACCUAUUCUGCUACAUGUGCCAACACUAGCCCUGCACAGGGCAUGAACAUGGCCAACAGCAUUGCCAACCUGAGACUGAAGGCAAAGGAAUAUAGUUUACAGAGGAACCAGGUGCCAACAGUCAACUGAGAAAAACAAACAAAAACACUCAAAAACAAACCUAAGAAGAAACCAGAAACAAAGUCAAACAGAAAGCCACCAUAAGAUACCUAUCUUGCUCUGUCCAUUGCUUCGUCUGCUGGGGAAAACAAGCAAACACAGACAGACAAAGAAUGCAGAACUAAAUAUUGGGACCAUAACAGAGAAAAGCAGGAGAGGAGCAAACUGAAAAAAAAAAUUAGUUAACAAAUGUUUCCCCUCCCAUUGGGAUAUCACUA
Molecule: messenger RNA, 2265 nt
Organism: Sarcophilus harrisii (Tasmanian devil)
Lineage: Eukaryota; Metazoa; Chordata; Mammalia; Dasyuromorphia; Dasyuridae
Gene: PRRX1
Product: paired related homeobox 1
Exons: 4
Coding region: 1280-2017 (245 amino acids)
Biological process (GO): regulation of DNA-templated transcription
Molecular function (GO): DNA-binding transcription factor activity, RNA polymerase II-specific; DNA binding
Source: RefSeq, a predicted model, not a curated record